ACUUUUAUUUAAAUUGCCAGCAGAUACAAAUUAUGUAUUUUCUUAUAAAAAUGCUUCUUUUGAGUUUUUUUAUAAUUCCUGGAUAUAAGUGCAUAUGCAGACUCAUAAAGAUAAUAUGCAAAGGGCAUAUAUAUCGAGGGGACUUUCUUAUGUAUUUUAUUAAUCUAAAUGAGUGUCAAGCGUGUGAUGUACCCAUUACUCAAUGCAAACUAUAGGUGGGAAUGUACCGACUUUGCGGUGAUGUAGCUGCCGGGGUAUAAAAAGCGGAUCGGAGACCUAGCGACACUCAGAAUACUAUCAGUAAUCGGUGUUUCAGCAUCAGCAUCAACAGUAACUACAACCAAUUACAAUGGAAAGUCAUUCAACCACAAUCAGCGCCCAGGCGAAUAUUUUCUCCAACAAGCAAGCAGAGAUGAAUGCAACUGCUAUGCACACUCAUACCCGAAAUCUCGACCAAUUCGGAGGUGGGUUGAAUAUUAACUCUAGCCGCGGCCAUGCUGCAUCUGUGGGAGUCAAUCAUAUACCGAAGUACAAUAUGACAACCAUGAAUGCAGCUGGCAAGGCCAAUCUGAUGUCGUCGCCCAGCGGCAACCUCAAUUUGGAUGCCACAGCAAAUGCAUCGCGACACAUGAGCGGACCAUUCCGAGGCAAGUCGGACUUUGGAACAGGACUCAAUUUAAAUUAUAAAUUUUAAUCAGAACACAGGUUGAAAUAAACUCUAGGAAUA
Drosophila sulfurigaster albostrigata is the source of this 727-nucleotide messenger RNA. RefSeq names its product attacin-A-like. The record is from RefSeq and is a predicted model, not a curated record. Bases 350 to 694 code for a protein of 114 amino acids. Gene Ontology annotation, cellular component: extracellular region. The transcript has a single exon. Lineage: Eukaryota; Metazoa; Arthropoda; Insecta; Diptera; Drosophilidae. Gene Ontology annotation, biological process: defense response to bacterium.